AUGAGUAGACGAGUGGAAAGGCACGAAAACCUUCGAAGUGGUACAAAGGUAUGCGAGGAAAACAAUAACCGAGAAGAGAACGAGAAUAAUAGUAAUAAUAAUAAUAAGGUGGAGGAGGAGAAGAAGAAGAAGAAGAAGAAGAAGAAGAAGAAGAAGAAGGAGGAGGAGGAGAUGGUGGAGGAGUUAACCAGUGUCCUUUCAGUGUAA
This is a messenger RNA of Dibothriocephalus latus, 207 nucleotides long. The record is from the annotation of a GenBank genome assembly. NCBI's taxonomy places the organism in Eukaryota, Metazoa, Platyhelminthes, Cestoda, Diphyllobothriidea, Diphyllobothriidae.